This is a messenger RNA of Vanessa tameamea, 2893 nucleotides long. RefSeq names its product protein CREBRF homolog (gene REPTOR). Gene Ontology annotation, cellular component: nucleus. The transcript is spliced from 7 exons. Gene Ontology annotation, molecular function: RNA polymerase II transcription regulatory region sequence-specific DNA binding; DNA-binding transcription factor activity, RNA polymerase II-specific. The record is from RefSeq and is a predicted model, not a curated record. The coding region runs from base 579 to 2162 and encodes 527 amino acids. Gene Ontology annotation, biological process: response to unfolded protein; regulation of transcription by RNA polymerase II. Lineage: Eukaryota; Metazoa; Arthropoda; Insecta; Lepidoptera; Nymphalidae.
CCCGUCUCCCCCACUUCAUCUUCCUGUUUUUAGCAAAUUGACGCUAUCUCGUUCUUUUAUCAAUGUUUUCCUAUUGCUGUUUCUGUUUAAUGACCUUUGAAUAUGCUGAAUAAUAAUAUCAUAAAAUCUUUGUUUACUUCUUCACUUGUAUCUUGCGUGUUUUUGUUAUUGUGUGUAAAAAUAUUAUCAGUCUAAGUUUCCUGUAUUAUUGAUUUAUCUUUUAUUAAUAUUUGGAAAAACAUUAUAGAAUAGGUUUAGGGAUUGCAAAUGUGAAUAAAAUAAGAGGAUUGUUCUAAAUUUACUAUCGAAAGUCAUUGUGAAUAAUCAAUUGCUUACAAAUUUAUUUGCUGCUGUGUUAGUGCUUGUAUUAUGUAAUGGAAGGAUGUAAUCUAUUCGAUUUAAUAGUAUAACAACAUUCAUAUAUAUUUAAUAUUGUGUUGUGUAAAUAAGUGAAAUAAAUAAACAUUAUAAGUAACGACACGUGGGUCUCAGUGAAUUAAAAUCGAUAAAGACGUAAGCGUGCGCUAGUCUAUCAACGAGACGAUUCUACGUCAAGGUCACUUCACACAACACGUGCAAUGUCGGAUUCUAUUUACACUCAUGACUUUCUUUUAGAACCGAGUUUAGAGAUAAAACAGGAGUCGCCCUUCGAAUUGGCGAUGUCAGCAUCAGUACCAAUUCCACAUAGGCGAUCAGAACUUGGUGACUUCAAUGGAGACAUAGACUUGUGUUUACAAGACAAUCAAGUUGGAUCCUUCCACAGUGUUCCUACAUUGUCAUAUAACAAGCUGUCAUUUGAAGCUGAUUCCUCAAAAAUGGAACCAUUUAAAAUGGAAGAUGAUGAUAUAUUUCAAGUAGACAAAGCUGACUUAAUAUUAGGACCUACUCUGGCAGAGUUAAAUGCAAAUCCAGAUACUUCCUUGGAUGAUUUGAACUUUGAUGACUUACUCUUACCAGAGGAAAAUGGAUACUGUAUACAAAUUGGUGGUGCCAUGAGUGGUUCAAAACGUAUUUCAAAUACUUUACAGAACACAAAUAUAAUGGCCACAGAAAGCCCCUGUAGUCCAUAUAGUCGUGCCCAACUUGCCUUUUCCCCUUCGAGCCAGCAUAGUUCAGCUUCAUCAAGUUUUGUUCCACCAAUUAACCAGUUACCAGAAUUACUGCUUCGUAUGGAUGGUUACAGUGGUGAAAUUGCUUUGGGACAAUCGGUACCUGCAUCUUCUGUAUUGCCACCUUUUCCUCCUAGUGUAAAAGCACAACAGACACAACUAUCAUCUUCUGCUCCUACACAUUUGACAAUGGAACAGAUAUGGCAGCGAAGAGAACCACGAAAGCAUUUACUAUCCACAAGUUCCCUAGCAGAAGCAGGCUCAGUUUCGUCACUUUCUGGUGGUCUACUCAGUCCAGGAACUGGUGACUUCUCACAAGAUGAUGAAGAUGAUAGAGAUGUAGAAUCAGAUGAAGAUAGUGACAGAUACGAGGACCUCUCUUCUGAUGAUUCAAAUGAUGAUUGUCCAGAAAGGAAGGAAGCUAGGCUUGCAAAAAAGGAAAAAUACUUUUGGCAGUACAAUGUACAAGCUAAAGGACCUAAAGGACAGAGAUUGAUAUUGAAGAAAAAGUUGGAGGACCCACAUGUAUUAAAUUCGGUUACAGAUCCUGUAUUCAGCCCAAAUUGCAAUGUGAAGGGCAUAAAACAUAGUGGAAAAGCAAGGAAAGGUGAUGGGAAUGACUUAACACCAAAUCCAAGAAAACUGUAUCUGAUUGGUUUAGAAUUGGAUAAAUUGGGAAAAAUAAUCAAUGAUAUGAUCCCUGUGAGUGAAUUGCCAUUCAAUGUAAGACCAAAAACAAGGAAAGAGAAAAACAAACUAGCAUCCAGAGCAUGCAGAUUAAAGAAAAAAGCACAACAUGAAGCAAACAAAUUAAAGUUGUAUGGAUUACAACAAGAACACCGGCGGUUGCUGAGUGGAAUCAAUCAAAUGAAACAAAUUGUUUGCAAUAGGGUAACUAAUCCAGAAAAUAAUGUAGAUUGGUCCGCACACAUCAACGGUCUAGUUGCUACAGCAACAGAGGUGAAAAUAGCUGGGAAAACAUCCGAGUUUGUUAAUAUGAUAUUGGACAAUGUUAAAUCAGGACAAAAUAAUGGUGGUUUAAACGACAUAUGAAGAUCGUUAUAUUCUGGGAAGACGCCCUGCCCAUUGUCUCCAAUCUGCAUUGCAUAUACUAAACAAAUUUCAAACAGUGUGAAUUUUAAUAUAUUUUGAAUAACUGAUUCAAAUAUGUACAAAUUGAUGGACCAGACAUGUUCAAUAUGUGAUAAAUAUUCAACUUUUUCUAUUAUUCGAGUGUUUUAAUUAUUUAGCACACAUAUCAUCUGAAAACUUUAGGCUAUUUGCAAUAUUAUAUAAAUGUUUUUAACAAAUGUGUAAAAUAGAUAUUUUAUUAAUUACAUACUAAUCCAUAUUAAAUAUUAUUUUUAGAAGUUAGUGUUUCUAUGAAAUAUUGUUAAUUGAGUACUAUAGGUACCGUUUUAUUCAUAUUCAAAAUAUAUAGUUUUCUGUAAAACAUAGUUUGAUGACACAAUUGGGCUGGUUCCUACUGUGAUAAAAUUUAUUGAACUAAGUAACUGUACAUAGUCCCUAAUAACAUUGUAUAUAAUAUGAUUUCCAAAUAUCAAAACAAAGUUUAUAAUAUCUAGAAACUAUAUAUUUUAUUUACUACCCAUUGAUUUCCACUUUCGUUUAAAAAAUAAUAUUCAAUAUGAUAUUUUUGUGUAUCAAAUAAGAGGUUUUUUGGUUAUACUGAUAAGAAAACUAUUAAAAAGUUUAUACAUAUAUUCAUUUUUAUGGAAAGUAUUUUAAAGUAUUUUUUAUUAUAGAAAUGAUAACAUACCUAC